Ectocarpus sp. CCAP 1310/34 is the source of this 859-nucleotide messenger RNA. The record is from the annotation of a GenBank genome assembly. Lineage: Eukaryota; Phaeophyceae; Ectocarpales; Ectocarpaceae.
AUGGAACGACCGAUAUCCCCUAAAAGGAAAGCGGGGUUCGGUGACAACCCGGCGUGCUCCGUCUCGGCUCCGGGGAAUGCGAGGUCAAUGGUGUACCGACUCCGGGUGCACGGCUAUAACUACACGCCCCCAGUCGCACCUUAGAGGUUAGGGAAAACGUUGUUGAGCCACCGUUGGCGACGUACUGCAAAAAGGAACGAUUAGCCGUCGAUGAUGGUAUUUUUUGUGCGCGCAGCCACAAGUACCCGUUAGUUGCUCGGAAUCAAGCAGUUUCACUUGUUGUCGCUUGCACCCUUGCAAGUUGCGUGUACCUUCUUUUUUUUGCUGUUUUCGCUGUCCCCUGCGGGCUGGUAGAUGAGUCGCGUUGCGGUGAGCGCGUGGGGUGGUCGCAAGUGUCAAAGUAGAAUACAUUUAUCUAUUUUUUUGGGUAUAUUCGCGGCUGUGUCGAAGUGCGGCGCACGCCUCCUGUGCCUGUUGUGUUUUGCGAGAGAGAGAGGGAGAGCGUGCUUCCCACAGCAGCGUUAGAACAACCGCCUUUGUGUAGUGCACCUAAUACGUCGGGCAGGGGGAGAGUCGUUCGCCGCACCACAUCACAAACAGGGCUGGCGGCAGGCCGAAGGCUUUUGGGGGGAGGCUUGAUAGCGCCGCAGAGAGUAGACUAACUACAUGGAGUGUUUCAUUGCUUUUUUAGAAGAAGCUUGGUCGUGACAUUACUACCGGCGUUGUGCCCAGUGAGGUGUUAGUGCUCCUCGACGUGCCUGUGAAGGAAGCCUUCGACCUGAAGUGUGGGGAAAACGAUGGCAUGGUCUAUACGUUCCAUCUUCCGACAUUACGCCCGAACGUGUUGGAUGCCCGCGAU